AUGCAGCAUUUGCGCUAUCUGCAUCUGGAACACUGCUUGUCUCUCACCCACCUCCCUCCAUCCCUCUCCGCCCUGACGUCCCUGCAAACCCUAAAAAUCAUGGUGUCUGGACGCUUCAGAGGCACCCUGCUAGACGGCUUCUGCUGUUUGAAAAGCCUCAAGGAGCUGGUGAUUCGUGACAUCCCACGCCUCUCUGCCCUUCCUGCCUCCUUCUCAGGCGUCUUUUCACUCACCAGCCUUGAAGUGAUAGGAUGCCCUAAGGUAACGGCCCUUCCUGUGGGAAUCGGACUGCUGGAGGCGCUCGAAGUGGUGAAGAUCGCACGGAUGGAUGGCUUGAAACAUCUCCCUGCUGAGCUUGUUAGGCUGCCGCGUGUGCGGGUGUUGGAGUUGCGGGGAUGCGGUGGGCUUGGCGCGCUUCUGGGGGAUGAGAUCGUGCUUCAACACACUGCUAGCAGUUCUUGGGUGACCUCGAACAGCACUGCCAGCAGCAGCACCAACAGGGCUCUGCUUCCAUCCCUCCGAUCACUCAGGUUAAAAGCUCUCUCUUUUUGUUUCAUGGGUCCGUCCCUUGGCCAGCUCUCCUCUCUCACGAAGCUGAAGCUCUCAGAGAUGCAUAGCCUGGUAUCACUCCCUGACUCCAUCUCUCAACUCUCGCGCCUAAAAAAACUCCGAAUCGAUUCCGCCUUGAGAAUGGAGGCUCUGCCGGAAACCUUGGGGGGGCUUUCGUGGCUGCGGGUCUUGCAGCUGGUUCGGCUCUCCACAAUACGGCAGCUGCCCGAGUCUAUUGGGCAGCUGAAGAUGCUUGAGGUCCUGGAGAUCAUUGACUGCUACAAGCUGAUGCAACUUCCAGGUUCCGUUGCGAGUCUGCAUAAGUUACGCUCCUGUACCCUUAUCAAGCUUGGGAUUUCAGCGUUUCCAAGAAAUUUCUGGGAGCUGUCGUCCCUCCAAGGGUUGGUGUUCCUGGGGCUGAAGCACGUCCGCAGCUUGCCGCAGUCGUUCUCUAAGCUGCCUAAGCUGCGGUUGCUGCAUGUGAUUGCGUGCAAGAAGCUGGCUCGGCUGCCAUCUUCCUUCCGGAGAAUGCCGACGCUGCGUGAGUACCGUAUCAGCGGAUGCCCUUUGCUCUUACGGGAAGACAUGAUAAGGGUUCCUCGAAGGGUUGGCGAGGAGGAUGGGGAGGAGGGAGAAAGAGUGGCGGUUGAUGAGGGAGAGGAGGAAGGAGGGGAGAAGGCAGUGAGGGAGGAGGGAGAAGAUGCAGCGGUGGAAUGGGAAGACGCAGGCUGGGAGGAGGAGGAGGAGGUGGAGGAGGAGGAGGAUGCAGAGAGUGGUGGAGAGGACGCGGAGAUUGACCACGAGUAUGGCAGGGACAGUGACUUUGACCGGGACGAACGGUUACCUGACGAGCUUCUGUCCCGGAUUCUACGUUUUCUGGUUCGACCUGAUGGCCAGUUGGAGCACGCACUUGUUAGCAAGCAAUGGCAUCGCAUCGCGCACCGCGUGCAAUACGAGCUUCGCGUGCCUGAUUUCCUCCGUAUGGACCCGCGUCGCCUCGUUCAACUUCUGUCGUCGUUCCCUAACCUCGAAAAGCUCAUCCUUUCCUAUUGCAGCCUCACCUUCGUCCCUGAUUUCUUAUUCUCUCACCUCGCUAGCACGUCUCACCAUCUCACCCAGCUUCGUGUCGAACCGAUGUCACGCGGAGGUGUAUCUGAGAAGAGCCUCGUUACGCUGUUCGAGGGGUGUACGCGACUGGAAGAUCUUGGUGUGUAUUGUUCGGAGGGUGUUGCUGUUCCCAUGUCGAUCGACCGACUCACACGACUCAGAAGCUUAACCCUCAGGGCAUUCGUUACCCGUCUACCCGACACUCUUACCUCGUUACAGCUUCUCAGAAGCCUCGUGCUGCAAACUGUUAGGCUCGAAGCUUUGCCUGAAGAUUUUGGCAGCCUGGUUUCCUUGACAUCUCUGGAGCUGCACGAUUGCCGCUUGGCGUCACUUCCGGACUCUUUUGGGCAGCUUACCGCUCUGAACCGGUUUUCCUUGAGUCACUGCUCAACGUUGCAGCUACCGGCCUGUUUCACCGAGCUUUCUUCUCUUGCCGUUCUGGAGCUCCGACAUUGCAGGAUUCUUCCUCCGUCCCAGGAUUUCAAUUUCAACUUCGGUCAACUGGAGGCACUUGAAACCGUCGUUCUGGUUGGAGUGAGGGGAAUGCGCGACCUGAUAGCUGAUUUGGAGCAUUUUCAGCGACUGAAGACUCUGACUACCAAGGACUGCAGUGAUAUCACGAUUCUGCCCGCGUCUCUUCCCCGCCUGCCGCUCACCACACUCAACCUUCACAUGGACGAACUCUCAUUGCUGCCCGAAGAUUUUGGGCGGUUGUCAGAGCUUCGGACACUGUUGCUGGGCUUAAGGAAUCUCACGGCGUUACCUGAUUCCAUCGGCCUGCUUACUAGACUUCAAGAUCUUUCCUUAGAACAUCUUCAAGAUAUGAGAUACCUGCCCCAGGAGUUCGGUCAGCUGGUUUCUUUGAAGAAGCUGUGCCUGAAAGACAUUCUGCAGCUCACACACCUGCCCGAAACAUUCGGGCAGUUGAUAUCUCUGCAGGAGCUGAAAUUGCUGGAGUGUAUGCAGCUGCAGCAGCUCCCAAAGUCCCUAUCCCAGCUAUCUUCUCUUGAGCACCUGGAGAUUAGUACUUGUCCGCGCCUCACCGUGCUACCAGACGACAUGGGGAAGGGUUUGCAGUCCUUGCGCCAUUUAUUCCUACUGGACUGCACCGCUCUCAUCCACCUCCCACCAUCCUUCUCUGGCCUAACGUCGCUCGAAAGUCUCCAGAUUGAAAACGCGAAACGCUUCAGGGGCGCGCUGCUAGACGGCUUUGGCUGCUUGAAGAGCCUCAAGGAGCUGUCGCUCGAUUCCAUGCCCCGCCUAUCCGCCCUUCCUGCUUCCUUCUCGGGCGUUUCUUCCCUCACCAGCCUGGAAGUGGGGAAUUGCCCCAAAGUGACGGUCCUGCCAGAGGGAAUCGGACGGCUGGAGGCGCUGGAGGAGAUCAGAAUCUUUGGGAUGGACGGCCUGAUAUGUCUCCCGCCGUCGCUUCUUGAACUGCCUCGUCUGCGGGCGUUGGACGUGCGGGGGUGUGGUUCCCUGAGUGGGGUGCUAGGGGAUGAAAAGGUGCUUAGACAAACUGCCAGGGGCUUGGUUACCAGCACCGGCAGCAGGAGCAGCAGCCGCCCUUUGCUUCCUUCCAUUCAAAGCCUCAAGAUGAAAGAGCUCAAUGUCGAGUUGUUUGGUCCGUCCCUUGGUCGUCUGUCUUCCUUGAUGCAGCUGAAGCUCCUUGAAAUGUACAAGCUUGAGUCUCUCCCCAACGGCAUCUCCCAACUCUCGCAGCUGCAACGGCUCAAGAUUGAUUCGGCCUACUAUCUGAACGCACUACCUGAGACCCUUGGGGGGCUGGCAGGGCUGCGUGUCCUGCAGCUGGUUUACCUCUCGACAAUGCGCCAUCUGCCCGAGUCUCUCGGGCAACUGAAAAUGCUCGAGACGCUGGAGAUUAUCGAUUGCUACAAGCUGAUGCAGCUUCCAAAGUCCUUGCCAGAUUCGUUCACUCGGCUGCCUAAGCUUGAGCGCCUGGAGGUGUGCAUAUGCAAGAAGCUGACUCGGCUGCCCCCCUCUCUCCGGAAUAUGCCGACGCUGCGUGAGUGCGACAUCACUGAAUGCCCUCUGCUUUCCCGCCGGGACACGAGAGGGCUUCCUGCAAGGAGAGAGGAGGGAGAGGAGGGUGAGGAGGAGGAAGGGGGAGGGGAUGCGGAAGAGGAUGAGGGGGAGGAGGGAGGCGAUGCGGCGGUGGAAAGGGAAGAGGUGGGUGGGGAGGAGGCACCAGAGGAUGAGGAGAGUGGUGGCGAGGAUGAUGAUAUUGAGCAUGAGUAUGCCAUGGACAGUGACUAUGACAGGGAUAACGGCGGAGGCUUGGGGGAGAGUGAUGAUGAUUAUGAUGAAUCGGAUGCAAAGCUAACCCUCGUGCUGAACACUCAUAUGAUUGAAGCACUUCCUCCGGAUUUCGGCAAUCUGGUUUCCUUGACGUCGCUGGAGCUGCACACUUUCCGCUUGGCGUCACUUCCGGACUCUUUGGGACAGCUUACAGCUCUGAACCGCCUUUCCUUGCGUAACUCCACUUUCGUCACGUUGCAGCUGCCGUCCUCCUUCGCCGAACUCUCGUCUCUCGCCGUCCUGGAGGUGCGAAGAUGCAUGAUUCUUCCGCCGUCGCCGGUCGAUUUCAGUCAACUGAGGGCACUUGAAACCAUCAUUCUGGAUGAAGUGGGGGGAAUGCGCGACUUGGUUGCGGAUCUGGAGCAUUUUCAGCGAGUGAAGACUCUGGUUAUCAACUACGUUGAUAUCACGACUCUACCCGUGUCUCUUCCCCGCCUGCCUGCACUCACCAAGCUCACCCUUGACAUUGACGAACUCUCAUUGCUGCCCGAAGAUUUCGAGCAGUUGUCAAUGCUUCGGACACUCGUCCUAGAGCUAAGGACUCUCACAGCCUUACCUGAUUCCUUCGCCUUGAUCACUACACUGCAAGAGCUUUCCCUAAAGUUUUUUCAACAUCUGAGAUAUCUUCCCCAGGAGUUUGGGCAGCUGGUUUGUUUGGAGAAGCUGUAUCUGAAGAGCCUUGACCAGCUCAAAUGUCUUCCUGAAUCUUUUGGGGAGUUGACAGCUCUCCGGGAGCUGAAAAUACUGGAGUGUUGGCACUUGCAGCAACUCCCGGACUCCUUAUGCCAGCUGUCUUCUCUCGAGCACCUGGAGAUUAAGAGUUGUCCGCGACUCACGAUGUUACCAGAUGACAUGGGGAGCGGUUUGCAGUCCUUACGCCAUCUGCUUCUACUGGAGUGCACCGCUCUCACCCACCUCCCCCCAACUUGUUCUGACCUGACGUAUCUCGAAACCCUCAAGAUUGAACGCGCGAAAUACUUCAUGGGAGCUCUACUAGACGGCUUCGGCUACUUGAAACGCCUCAAAGAACUGUCGCUCGAUGCUAUGCCGCGCCUAUCCGCCCUUCCUGCCUCCUUCUUUGGCGUUUCUUCCCUCACGAGACUGGAAGUCGGAAACUGCCCUAAAGUGACGGUCCUGCCUGAGGGAAUCGGACGGCUGGAGGCGCUCGAGGAGGUCAGGAUCUUUAAAAUGGGCGGCCUGAUAUGUCUCCCUCCAGCUCUUCUUGAGCUGCCUCGUCUGCGGGCAUUGGAGGUGCGGGGGUGUGGUCGGUUAAGUGCGGUGCUAGGCGAUGAGAAGGUGCUUCGACGUACUGCCAGGGGCCCUGUGACCAGCACCGGAAGCAGCAGCAGCAGCCGCGUUUUGCUUCCUUCUAUCCAAAUCCUCAAAAUUAAGGAGUUGAAUGUUGAGUCCAUCGGUCCAUCCCUUGGUCACCUAUCCUCUCUGACGCAGCUGAAGCUCCUUGAGAUAGGCACACUUGGCUCUCUCCCUGAUUCCAUCUCUCAACUCUCGCAGCUGCAACGGCUCAAGGUUGAUUCGGCCUACAAUAUGAAAGCACUGCCCGAGACCCUUGGGGGCCUUGCAAGACUGCGUGUCUUGCAGCUGGUUUAUCUCACCACAAUGCGGCAGCUGCCCGAGUCUUUCGGGCAGCUGAAAAAGCUCGAGACGCUGGAGAUUGUUGACUGCUUCAAGCUGAUGCAGCUUCCAGACUCCUUCGUGAAUUUAUCCAACCUACAGUCCUGCUCUCUUAUCAAGCUCGGAAUCUCAACCAUUCCGGAUGAUAUCUGGAAGCUGUCUUCGCUUGAGAAGUUGCUGUUGCUGGGACUGAAGCAGUUACAAAGCUUGCCGAAUUCAUUCACCCAGCUGCCUAAGCUUGAGGAGCUGGAGGUGUGCAUGUGCAAGAAGCUGACUCGGCUGCCGCCUUCUCUCCAAAGAAUGCCGACCCUGCGUGAGUGCAACAUUUCUGGAUGCCCUCUGCUCUCUCGGAGAAACACGAGAGGGGUUCUCGCAACGAGAGAGGAGGGAGAGGAGGAAGAGGGAGGGGAAGGGGGGGAAGGGGAGGGAGGGGAUGCGGAUGAAGAAGAGGGAGAGGAAGGAGGCGAUGCGGUUGUGGAGAGGGAAGAUGCCGACGAGUUUUCAUCAGAGGAAGAGGAGAGUGGUGGUGACGAUGAUGAUGUAGAGCAUGAGUAUGCCAUGGACAGUGACCAUGACAGGUCCUUAGGCAGAGGCUGGCGGGAUAGUGAUGAUGACUAG
Messenger RNA from Closterium sp. Yama58-4, 6222 nucleotides. The record is from the annotation of a GenBank genome assembly. Lineage: Eukaryota; Viridiplantae; Streptophyta; Zygnematophyceae; Desmidiales; Closteriaceae.